AUGUACAAAAAACAAAAGCUCAUGUUCUACCCGGCCACUAACCCUAAUCGCCGAGGCGUUCUGCUCCCCGGCGGCGGCUACGAGAAGAUAAACUACAAGAAGGAGGGCGAAGAGCCUGCAUACUGGCUCAAUGCCCACGGAUUCGACGCCGAGAUCUGCGCCACGGGCCGCGUCGAAACACUCGGCGUAUGGGGAUUCGGCGCUGGCGGCCAUCUCGCCGCGAUGCUCGCUACGAGGUGCAUGAGAUUGAACUUCGCGAUCCUGGCUUACCCGGUCAUCAGGAUGAAGAAGAGAAUCGCGAUCAAGCGAGUGCGAUGGGACUUACUCGGUAGUGGCGACUUUGAUAAUGACGCUGCCAUGGACUAUUUCUCCGUCAACAAGUCUAUCCACGUCGACACACCACCUACAUUCCUGUUUCAUACCUCGAAUGGCAAGAGCGUACCCGUCCGGAACUCGCUGGAUUACGCCUCGGCUAUGGCCAAAUACAACAGGCCAUUCCAUAUCUAG
Molecule: messenger RNA, 507 nt
Organism: Annulohypoxylon truncatum
Lineage: Eukaryota; Fungi; Ascomycota; Sordariomycetes; Xylariales; Hypoxylaceae
Product: alpha/beta-hydrolase
Exons: 2
Coding region: 1-507 (168 amino acids)
Biological process (GO): proteolysis
Molecular function (GO): serine-type peptidase activity
Source: RefSeq, a predicted model, not a curated record